AUGGCAGCGAGAGAGAGCGAGCGCAAAAGCGAUGCGGUUCCAGUUGUCGGCCUCCCUCUCUCACACAUCUCACUCUCUCCGCCCCUUCUUCACGCCCUUUUCCUCCAAUCCACCACUGGUCUCUCGCCUCUCCGCCCCAGCCCUCCGCAAAUUCCACUUCUACCCUUCCAAUAUCCGGAAACCGCAUCCGAAACCCUACGCCGCUCGCGCGUCCAUGGACUUCCCGCCGGUGACCGCCGAUUCGUCGGUUGACGCCGUCGCCGACGACUUGAAGAAGCGGGACUUGCUCCAGGACAGGGUUAGGGUGAAGCUCGAAGAACUCAAUUGGGACCAUUCCUUCGUCCGAGAGUUGCCUGGGGAUCCCAAAACUCAUAACGUUCCACGAGAGGUCUUGCAUGCCUGCUAUACAAAGAUUUUGCCAUCUGCUGAGGUGAAUAAUCCUCAGCUUGUUGCAUGGUCGGAAUCAAUGGCUGACUUGCUUGACUUGGAUCCUAAGGAGUUUGAAAGACCUGAUUUCCCACUUAUAUUCUCUGGUGCAUCCCCUUUAGUGGGCAUAAUGCCAUAUGCUCAGUGCUAUGGAGGACACCAGUUUGGCAUGUGGGCUGGUCAACUGGGUGAUGGUCGGGCAAUUACUCUUGGAGAGGUUUUGAACUCAAAAUCGCAAAGAUGGGAACUGCAGCUUAAGGGUGCAGGGAAGACACCAUAUAGUCGGUUUGCUGAUGGCCUUGCAGUUCUACGAAGUAGCAUACGUGAAUUCCUAUGUAGUGAAGCAAUGCACGGUCUUGGCAUUCCUACUACACGUGCCCUUUGUCUUGUGACCACUGGAAAUUAUGUUACUCGGGACAUGUUCUAUGAUGGGAACCCAAAGGACGAACCUGGUGCAAUUGUUUGCAGAGUUGCUCAGUCUUUUCUGCGUUUUGGUUCAUACCAGAUACAUGCAGCCAGAGGGAAGGAGGACCUUGACAUUGUUCGUACUUUGGCAGAUUACACCAUCAAGCACCACUUUCCUCAUCUUCAGAACAUGAAUAGAAGCGAGACUUUGUCUUUUAGCACAGGAGAGGAUGGCAAUUCAGUUGUGGAUUUGACUUCAAACAAAUAUGCAGCUUGGGCUGUGGAAGUUGCUGAGCGCACUGCUUCAUUGGUUGCUAGCUGGCAGGGUGUUGGUUUCACCCAUGGUGUGCUGAACACUGAUAAUAUGAGCGUGUUAGGCCUCACUAUUGAUUAUGGUCCGUUUGGUUUCUUGGAUGCUUUUGAUCCCAGUUACACUCCAAAUACCACUGAUCUUCCGGGGAGAAGGUACUGUUUUGCCAAUCAGCCUGAUAUUGGCUUAUGGAAUAUUGCUCAGUUUGCCUCCACUUUGUCUUCUGCUCAGUUGAUAAAUGAUAAGGAGGCAAAUUAUGUCAUGGAAAGAUAUGGAACCAAGUUUAUGGAUGAGUAUCAGGCAUUAAUGACCAGAAAACUUGGCUUGCCGAAGUACAAUAAACAGUUGAUUAGUAAACUUCUCAACAACAUGGCUGUAGACAAAGUUGACUAUACGAAUUUCUUUCGAUUGCUUUCCAGUAUAAAAGCUGAUCCUAGCAUUCCAGAAAAGGAAUUGCUAGUUCCAUUAAAGGCUGUUCUUUUGGAUAUUGGAAGGGAGCGCAAGGAGGCAUGGACCAGCUGGGUACAAUCAUAUGUACAAGAGCUUCAUGCUAGUGGUAUCUCAGACAAGGAUAGAAAGGCAUCAAUGGAUUCAGUGAACCCCAAAUACAUACUCAGGAACUAUUUAUGCCAAAGUGCAAUAGAUACAGCUGAACAAGGUGAUUUUAAAGAGGUUCGAAGGCUGCUGAAAGUUAUGGAGCGGCCAUAUGAUGAGCAACCGGGAAUGGAGGAGUAUGCCCGCUUGCCUCCGGCAUGGGCUUAUCGUCCAGGUGUAUGCAUGCUAUCCUGUUCUUCUUGAGUUGUUGGGCUGCUUACUACCAUACAAAUAGCAUACGGGAAUGUAGUUGGUUGUAUAUAGUACUGGAAAUAGUUUUUUGGCUUUCAUAUAAAGUGCUCCAUUUUGUAUCCUUUUCUUUUCAGUUUUCAUUUUUGUCAUAAUCUUAAUCGUUUGAUUAUACAUGAUAUUCUGUUUUGAUUUUUUUUAGCAA
Molecule: messenger RNA, 2129 nt
Organism: Diospyros lotus (date-plum)
Lineage: Eukaryota; Viridiplantae; Streptophyta; Magnoliopsida; Ericales; Ebenaceae
Exons: 8
Coding region: 32-1939 (635 amino acids)
Source: RefSeq, a predicted model, not a curated record